Messenger RNA from Suillus fuscotomentosus, 1510 nucleotides. Its product is annotated as isoprenoid synthase domain-containing protein. The record is from RefSeq and is a predicted model, not a curated record. The transcript has 10 exons. Gene Ontology annotation, biological process: isoprenoid biosynthetic process. Lineage: Eukaryota; Fungi; Basidiomycota; Agaricomycetes; Boletales; Suillaceae. Bases 257 to 1387 code for a protein of 376 amino acids. Gene Ontology annotation, molecular function: prenyltransferase activity.
UCGGUACAUGACACUCCAAAUUGAACCGUUCGAGUCAUAACUUAUAAGCAGCGUUCGACCAUCCGGGUUCCAGCCGCAUCUAGGUUUUGGUAAUUAAUCGGUCGCUCCACGGAUUCAGUGGCUGUCGUACUUACCGCCAUUCGCCCUCAGUUGACGGAGUAUAUGAAUAUUGUCCUUCUUGUUUCUCAUAGUUGUGUGCCAACAAUGAGAAGUUGCCUAUUGUAGGUGAGGUAACACAUCACGGAGCUCGGGUUGCAUGAGUGCAGGUGUCACGCUGACCCAGCCGGUUGCCUCCAUACACACCGGUACAGUAGUGAUCUGUCCUAAUAGCAUAAUGCAUGCCAACAUCGAAAGAUAUGAUAGCUUCCUCUCAAGCCUGCGUGCACCACCGUCAAGCACAUGGACCGAAGCUCAGGAAUCCGUUUUGCUCGAGCCCUACACAUACAUCACUGCCAACACGGGGAAAAAGACCACAGAAAUGAUUGUCCAAGCCUUCAACCUCUGGCUUAAUGUUCCUAAAGACAAGCUUGCGGUCAUCAUCCGUGUUGUCGGUCUUUUCCAUAAUGCCGGUCUCUUGGUAGAUGACAUCGAAGACGGCUCUCAGCUGAGACGUGGGAUUAUAGUCGCGCAUAAAGUAUAUGGCAUUCCCCGUACCAUCAAUGCCGCCAAUUACGUCUACUUCCUAGCAUAUCAAGAGUUGUCCUCUCUGAGGCCCAAAGUGCAGCGUCGCGCUUGUGAUUCUAGUGCAGGUCCAGACAGUGGGCUCAGGGACGACAGUUCCACCGCCGAGAAACCCGAACGCCUCAUUUCCGUUCGCGACCUGGACCUUGUAAUGAAUGCCGAGCUCAUAUCAUCCCACCAUGGACAGGGAUUGGACAUCCUCUGGCGUGAUACCCUCCGCUGUCCCACAGAAGAUGAGUAUGUGCAGAUGGUAAAAGACAAAACAGGCAGUCAUCUGAGGGCUGCUGCCAAACUCAUGAUGGCAUGUGCUACGACGAACACGAAUGUUGACUAUGUCCCUUUGUCCAAUCUCAUUGGGAUUUAUUACCAAAUCCGCGAUGACUACAUGAAUCUCCAGAGCGACGAGUACACAGGCACAAAGGGGUUUGCAGAAGAUUUAUCUGAAGGAAAAUUCUCUUUCCCUGUUAUUCACAGCAUCUUCGAACAGCCUGAAAACCAACUGAUCAUGGAUGUCCUACACAAACGUCCCGAGACUCCUACCCUCAAGCAUCGCGCUAUCGAGUAUCUCAGAACCACCACCAAGUCGUUUGAUUACACCCUAGCAGUGCUUCAUAAGUUGGAGCAACAAGCCAGGGGAGAAGUUGAGAGACUGGGCGGAAACCCAAUAUUAUCUGCGCUUUUGGACAAGCUUCAUGUCGAUGCAUGAAACAUCAUGCCCUUCUUGUGUACUGUAUUGUCAUGGCUUACUGGCUAAGUCGAUCCUCGCGAGUGUCCUCAUCAUAUGUGCCCGUUACUGCCAGUGGUAGUAUGUACUAUUGAAAAACUCGGU